CUGGGCUUUACAUUCUUGUGUUACCCGUCACCCAGCUAACGACAUUUCUGUUAAAUUGCUUGCAAAACAGCGAACUGAAAGCGAGGAGGCGUCUGCUAAUUAUUUCGGUGACUGACGACGGAGGGGCGUGCGUCUUUUUGGGUGAGGGCGUGGAAAUGGCAGUCACUCGGGAUGCGCUGAUGAGUGUUUCCCCAACAGAGACAAGGGGUGGGGGGUGGUGGGGGGGAUUCGGACAGACCUCCAAACCCUUCCUGCGGAUCGCUCGGGUCGUCUUGAGGUGAUCGUUCCUGAGAGGGAAGAAGCAGACAGAAUGGGGCGCGUCUUGACGCACGCUGCGCAACUUCGGCACCGCUUGCUCCCGCUCCGAGGGGAGAUCUUCUUUUUUCGUCUUUCAAAACGUGCCUUUUAGAAAAAAACAAACCAAAAAAAACAAAACAAAACAUAACUAUGAAGACUCAUGGGAUGUAGUAAAUGGAGAGCUGCGUUCAACUUCGGACACCUCAAGGUGCAGUCCAAGCUAUCGGUCUUCUUGACCAUGAUCAUCCUCUUCGUUUACCUCUUUUACUGCCUGAACGGAUUCUGCGAGUACUUGCCCACACCCGUGUAUGAUCGGCAGACUCAUCACAAGGACAAAAAUGUCCAAAACGACGCGCAAGAGACAUCACCAAAGCAAGCCGCUGCGUCCUUUGCACAGGACCGGCUAUCGGACGUUGCGUAUACUACAAUUAAUAAUAACAUCUCCGUAGCGAAUAACUUUGGGAGCAAAAAGUUUCCUCAGGCAAUCAUCAUCGGGGUGAAGAAAGGAGGAACGAGGGCUCUCCUGGAGUUCUUGCGCAUCCAUCCGGACGUGAGGGCAGUCGGAGCCGAGCCUCACUUCUUUGACCGCUUCUACGAUAAAGGGCUGGACUGGUACAGGAAUCUGAUGCCCCGGACACUGGAUGGUCAGAUCACCAUGGAGAAGACACCCAGUUACUUCAUCACAAAGGAAGCCCCUCGCCGUGUUUUUUCCAUGAGUCGCCACACCAAGCUGAUCGUGGUGGUGCGGGACCCCGUGACCCGCGCCGUUUCCGACUACACGCAGACCGUGUCCAAGUCACCGGGCCUCCCGUCCUUCAAGAACUUGGCCUUCCGCAACGCCACCACGGGCCUCAUCGACACGUCUUGGAGCGCGGUGCGGAUCGGGAUCUACGCCAAGCACCUGGAGAACUGGCUGCGCUACUUCCCGCUUUCCAGCUUCCUGUUCGUCAGCGGAGAGCGCCUGGUGACGGACCCCGCGGGAGAGAUGGGUCGCGUCCAGGAUUUCCUGGGACUGAAACGCGUGGUGACAGACAAGCACUUUUACUUCAACCAGACUAAAGGCUUCCCGUGCCUGAAGAAGCCGGAGGGGAGCAGCAGGCCACGCUGCCUGGGGAAGUCAAAGGGCAGGCCCCACCCGCAGAUCCCCUCAGAUGUCCUGCUUCGGCUCAGAGACUUUUACAGACCUUUUAACCUCAAAUUCUAUCAAAUGACGGGUCAGAACUUUGGCUGGGAUGACACAGCUUGACACCAAAGCGUUUGAAAGUUGACCGGAGACAUUCACCAAAGUUGAUAUCGUGCAAAACAGGCCUUGCGAUCGUUUCGGUGGCUUUAGAAAACAAUCAUGCGAAAUAAAUGGUCGCUUUUUUUUUUUUUUUUUU
Molecule: messenger RNA, 1676 nt
Organism: Hippocampus comes (tiger tail seahorse)
Lineage: Eukaryota; Metazoa; Chordata; Actinopteri; Syngnathiformes; Syngnathidae
Product: heparan sulfate glucosamine 3-O-sulfotransferase 6-like
Exons: 2
Coding region: 458-1543 (361 amino acids)
Molecular function (GO): [heparan sulfate]-glucosamine 3-sulfotransferase activity
Source: RefSeq, a predicted model, not a curated record